Molecule: messenger RNA, 1445 nt
Organism: Pleuronectes platessa (European plaice)
Lineage: Eukaryota; Metazoa; Chordata; Actinopteri; Pleuronectiformes; Pleuronectidae
Gene: tmx2a
Product: thioredoxin-related transmembrane protein 2a
Exons: 8
Coding region: 72-989 (305 amino acids)
Biological process (GO): brain development
Cellular component (GO): membrane-bounded organelle
Molecular function (GO): disulfide oxidoreductase activity
Source: RefSeq, a predicted model, not a curated record
GGUACAUUGGUUCAGCGGACCUUCAGCUGUCACCGCUCCUCCGACCUGUUCGUCUGUCGCUCUCCGCCGACAUGGUUCUAAUCACCGGGAUCUGCACCUUCCUCUACCACCUACCUCAGAUCUACAAAUGGCUGCUCAAGCCCUACUACAUCUCGUCCAUCUUCAUGACCGUCGCCUUCCUGCUGGUGAGGAAGGCUCCGGGGCUGUGCGAGCACCUGGCGACCCAGCGAGAGGACGGGAACUCCUGCGACUUUGACUGGAGAGAAAUGGAGAUCCUCAUGUUCCUCAGUGCGAUAGUGAUGAUGAAGAACAGGAGGGCAAUCACAAUGGAGCAGCACGUGGGCAACGUCUUCCUGUUCAGCAAAGUGGCCAACGUCAUCCUCUUCUUCAGGCUGGACAUUCGGCUCGGCAUCCUUUACCUAGCACUGUGUGUCGCGUUCCUCAUGACGUGCAAACCUCCUCUCUACAUGGGCCCAGAGUACAUCAAGUACUUCAGUGACAAGACCAUAGAUGAGGAGCUGCAGAGGGACACUCGUGUCACCUGGAUUGUUGAAUUCUACGCCAACUGGUCGUCUGACUGCCAGUCCUUCGCUCCCGUCUUCGCCGACCUUUCCCUGAAGUACAACUGUCCUGGACUCAGGUUUGGGAAGGUGGACAUUGGACGUUAUGGGGAGGUUUCAAAGAGGUACAGGGUCAGUACUUCCCCUCUGUCCAAGCAGCUGCCCUCACUGAUGCUUUUCCAAGGAGGCAAAGAAAUUAUGAGACGUCCAAUGGUGGACAAUAAAGGGAGAGCAGUGUCUUGGACUUUCAAUGAGGAGAACAUCAUCAGAGAGUUUAAUCUCAACGAGCUCUUCCAGAAAUCGAAGAAGCUGAACAAAAGUCUGGGGCUGGUGGGCGAGGAGCAGAAAAACUCUCCGCCAGAGGAGGGCAGCGACGAGCUGCACACCAACACUCCAGAGGAGCCGACAGAGAGCAAGAAAGACAAGUGAGGAGGAAGAACCAUAGAGGGGCCGCAUGAAGCCACUUCCUCCAACAUCGACAUGCCUUGCAUUAUCGCUUUAGUCCAGAAUAUAACGAAAUUGCGAGAAAAGGUUCAACCCUAGCUUCGGUUCAUCUCUAAGUUAAAUCCUUACUGAGGCAAAUAUAUACCCAGAAACAGCUGCAGCACACUUCCCUGGUCUGACUGGGUAUGAUGUUAAUGGUACGGUGUGGUUUGAGCUCAGUCAAUGAUUUGACUUUAUUUUCUUACAGACCUUAACUUAUUUUCGAAGAAAUGCCUUUUUGUAAUGAUUGUGUUUGGGCUACUCUCACCACUGCGUGUGAACUUGUGCUGCCUGUAUUUUGCAACUAGUCUGUUUAACUGAUGUCUCGUAUUUCAAAACCAAAGAAAAAGGUGAGAAGGUGAAGCAAAUAAAAAUAAAUGACUGCACAGUAAAGAUUCACAA